UAAAGGUUGUCUUUUAAAUGUCGAGUUGUAGCUUGCUUAUCCCGGUUCAGUUGAAUCGUUUUUCGCUGUAGUGGAAGGAUCCAUUUUCCAAGCAAGGUGUCGACAUAUUAGCUUAAAACAUAUUUUUCAGUGACCAUUCAUCUUAUUUAAUGGAUAUUUAAUACAAAUACCAUUUAAUCAAAUUUAUAGCAAAAACACAACAAAGGGUUCUGAAUUUCCUGGUUGUUAAUGAAUCUUGAAAUCAUUUAAAAGUACUUUUGACCCGAAGAAUGUUUCCAUUAAUACAUCAUCUUCAAAACUGUGAAACUAAGAUGUCGGAAGGAAAAAUUAUCACAUUUUUCCUUUUGAAUAAUGACUGGAUGGUCUUCACUGACCAGAAAGAUCGUGACAAGAAUACUCCAGUAAGUGUUUUUAGCCAAAGAACUGGAUUUGAAUUUGAGCUUCCUGCUUCAUAUAAUCAGUGGAUUUCCAUGGAAAGUGUUGAGAAUGGUUUACAGCUUAUUUUGAAAGAUGAUCAAAAUACUAAAGAUAAUGCUUUAAAUUGUUUUGAGAGUGAUUGGCGAGCUGUUCUAGAAAGAUAUUUAUUUGCUUCAGAAGAUUCCUUCUUGCCAGACAUCGCUCUAGAAGUGGGGCCUGAAAAAACUCUAUUUCAUGUUCACAAGUUCAUUCUUGCCUUAGGCUGUGAUGUCUUUAAAGCUAUGUUUUAUGGACCUCUUGCCGAAAAAGGCGAAAAAGUUUGCAUUCCAGAUGUCUCGCCUGCAGGUUUUAAAAUUGUUUUGAGGUACUUUUAUGGAGCUCUUAUUCAUUUGACAGAUGAAGAUGAAGCUAUGAAUACUUGGAUUGUUGCUGAUAAAUAUUGCGUUGAAGAAUUAAAAGAGGAAUGUGGGAACUUUUUCCGCUGUUGCCCUAUAACCGGAAAAAAUAUUUGGAAACUCUACGAAACUGCUCUUUUUUUUAAUUUGGAGCAAUUAAUUGACUGUUGUAAAAAAUUUAUGCGGAGGUAUACUGAAACAUCACUUUGUGGUGAAGGUUUUCUGAAUGCAAAACUUGAGACUAUUCAAGAGCUCUUCAAUUUGCCAGUUAUACGUGUUAGUGAAUUGUUUCUGAUGGAAAGUUUGGUACAUUGGGGCAUGAACCAAGUUCAAAUUGGAGUGGCCCUUUCACUUAGAGAUGCUCUAAAACCUCUCUUGCCACAUUUUCGUUUUGGUGCCCUGACACCAGAAGAGUUUUGUAGAUUCUUGGAUAAUAGUGCUGAUUUGCUGGAUACGUCAGAUGCUUUGGAUAUCUUGAAGCAUGUAACAAAGCCCUGCACAUGUCCUCUUCCUGAAUGGUGUAGCGGAAUGAAGUGGUCUAGAGCUGAUAACUUAUCUGAACGCUCAUUUACUCAGUAUCAAUGUAUAAACAAAUAUAUAGGACAUAAAAAGGAAAAGACGAAAAAGCUUGAAAGACAGCUUGAGAUGAAUCUGCGUAAAAUAAAAUUCAGCCAUUUCUUUGUGUAACAACUAUCUCUUUUUGAUUGUGAUUUUUACUAUCAUCGAGUUAGUAAAAGUUUAUAUAAGUCUUAAAUUAUAUUUAUUUAAUUUUGCUGAGAAGAAUUUUUUUUUUAUAUAUAUACAUAUAAUUCCUAAGAAAUGUAAUUAAAUUUUAUUUUGCAUAGUCUCUAAGAUGUUUUUAAAUUCAACUAAACUUCUAAUUUAAUUUGCCUAUUUUUUUUAAUGCUUGAAGAAUUUAAAGAUUUUAUUUUUCUUUGCAUAUACUUUUUAAAAUGCGAUAUGUGUUUCUUUUUAAAAUUUUGAUACAUUAAAAGAAAAAAAAUUUUAAGAACUAAAUACAGAUUUUCAGAAAUAAAAAUUUAACUAUAAAAGGCAAUGUAAUUUUUAUCAAAAUAAAAUGUAUUGUAUUUAUUGUAGUUGUGCUGUUAAAUAUCUAAAGUAAAUCAAAUUUCUUAAAUAUAUCUUGGAAAAAUCCGUAAGAUCUGUUUAUUUUAACUGAUGAAAGGAAACAACAUAUUUUAUCACUGGAUUGUAUAAAUUAACUUGAAAUUUAAGUUUUCUUUUUUGUUAUAUUGUAUUAAAGUUUUAAAAUUACAUAAAUAUUCUUUUAAGAGCCUCCGGAUACACAAUAUAAUUUGAUAAAUAUUUGGAUAUACCACAUGUAUCCAAGAAAUGUCUCAAUUAAUUAUGUAUUAAUUAUUUUAUUAAUGUUUGGAAAUACAUUUAAGGGCACAAUUUCUGUCUAUUUUUUUUUUUUUUUUUUCCCUGGAGGGCUUCAAAUAGUUUCUUAAAAAUAAAUCUGUUAGAAAUUUAAAAAUAUAUUUGCUAAUUUUUAAAUUGCAUUCCGUUAACCUUGUAACUGUUGGCAAAAUCUUGUGUGAUUUGUGCAACAAUACCAUCUGAUCCUGCAAAUACAGAGUUUUGUCAUUUUCCUAUAACGCUUAUUUCCUUUAUUAUGAGAUAUUAGCAUAUCAUGUUAAACCCCCUACUCAGAGCCAAUUUCUUGUAUUCCAAAGCAGUGGAUAUGGUUAACAACAUAUUACAAAAUAAAGCAUUUUAUGAAGAUAUAUAUGUGCUUAUUAUAUACCUGUAAUCAAUAAUAAAUUUCCCAAUGUAUAUGUGCAAAUCGAAAGCAUUUAAGAUUAAAGAAAAAAUUCUUAUAUGGCAAGCAGGCAGACCAAGACAGUUAAGAUAAAAAUUGAAACUAGUUCUCUAUAUAUGCUCUUGAUUAUGUCUUAAUUUUUUUUUCUUUAAUCAAAAUGGAUAAGUCCCUAAAAUAUUAUAAUUUUUCUAAGAUGUUUAAAAUCAAAUGGCUGUAUAUAAAUAUAAUUUGAAACUGUUUAUGAUCUUUAUAUAAAAAUGUGUAAUUUUGAAUGCUGUUAUAUUUUAUGUUGUCUCUUUUAUUCUUUCGAGUUGAUUCAUUUUUUUUUAUUAGCAAAUUUGAAAGAUUUUAAAAGCAUAUAUUGUUGUUACUGAAAUUUUAUUGCUGAAACUUAAAAAUGAUAUAAUUAUGUUAAAAACCCUUUGUACAAUUUAUAGAAUUUUAUCUAAGCAAUUUUAAAGAUGUUUGUGAAUAACUUUUUUUAUGAUUUUAUUAUUUAUUUGAACACUGAAUGUUUCUAAAAUGAUUUUUAAAUUUAUCUAUUUCUUUUUGCAUGUGACUUUUUUAGUUUUGCAUGAACAUAUGUUAAGAAUUUCAAACUAAAAAUCCAUUGAAAUUUUGUUCAUCAAUUGUUAGUGAUAAUUCAUAUUUCUGGUAUUCAUUUUAUUGAUAUCCAGAAAUUUAUAUGGAUAUAGUGUCUUGUAAAUAUUUUAUGUGUAGAGUUAGAAUAAUGUUCUUUUAUUGUUUAGAAUUGCAUAUAUAUUAAAAAGCUCGCAUUUUUAAAAGCAUUUAGUAUUUGUAGUGCUAUUGUAUCAUAAAUUGGAACUGUAUUUUGUAAUGGUCAAUUUCUUAUUUUUGAUUUGAUUAAUUGAUGGUAUUCAGUGUUUUUUUCUCUAAUUCAUACAAAUUUGAGCUGCCUUUUUCUUACUAAAUUUUGUGUGUAAGAUAUUGAAAUGUGAAUUGUUGUAUUAUUAUAACUAUGUAAAAAAAUGAGGAAUAAAUGGUUUUAUUCCUUGUUUUUGUUUCUCAACCUGUGUUAAAAUUCACUUAUCUUUAUUUUUAAUAUGUACUAUAAUUGAUUUUGAAGAAACAGUUUUUUUUUUGAAAAACAUUAAAAGGAAUAAUGUUAGAAAAAUAUUAUUUUUCAAAAUUUCUCAAAUUGUACUACAAUAAAUUUGAAUUAUGGAAUAUUUUUUUCUUCAUUUUGCUAACCAAUUUCGGAACAUUGCAAAACAGGGCACACUCUCAGUUUUGAAGGGAGCAAGUGGAUAAUAUCUUUAAAGAAUAGACUUCAUCUUUAAUUUUUUUUAUAUUCUCCAGGAAUUAAAGUCGCUGCUUUUCACCGAUAAAUACUUCUUGUGGCUUUACCUUCAAAAAGUAACAUAUGAACUAUCAACAACAAUAUAUAUUUAUGCAUGCUCUUUUCAUUUUUGAGAGAUUUGGAAAUUGUAGAAAUGUUGGAAUGAUUGAUUUAAUAACAUGCAGACAAAGUA
Argiope bruennichi is the source of this 4088-nucleotide messenger RNA. RefSeq names its product BTB/POZ domain-containing protein 3-like. The record is from RefSeq and is a predicted model, not a curated record. The transcript has 5 exons. Gene Ontology annotation, cellular component: cytosol; P-body. The coding region runs from base 270 to 1499 and encodes 409 amino acids. Gene Ontology annotation, biological process: neurogenesis. Lineage: Eukaryota; Metazoa; Arthropoda; Arachnida; Araneae; Araneidae. Gene Ontology annotation, molecular function: protein binding.